Drosophila mauritiana is the source of this 1518-nucleotide messenger RNA. Its product is annotated as phenoloxidase-activating factor 2. Gene Ontology annotation, biological process: proteolysis. Gene Ontology annotation, molecular function: serine-type endopeptidase activity. Lineage: Eukaryota; Metazoa; Arthropoda; Insecta; Diptera; Drosophilidae. The record is from RefSeq and is a predicted model, not a curated record. The coding region runs from base 113 to 1420 and encodes 435 amino acids. The transcript has 4 exons.
CUUCUCGUCAGAAGAUCAUCGGCUCGGACUUAAGAUUGAAUAAGAAAUCAAUUCAGUUGAGUGUUUUCUUCAUUGCUCAGCGAACGUUGCGCUACUUUAAUAAAUUAAGAAUAUGAUAUUACUAAAUUGCCUAGUAAUAUGCCUGUGCAUAUUUUCCUGUGGAGCCCAGGACUCUUCCUUGGAUAAAUUGAUAUCGGACAUAUUUAAAACGGACGAAACACCCAAAGCAUCAUCCACUCCCCCUCCGGCGGUGAGCCCCAAGGAUUCUGGUAGUACGGGAUCCGGAAACGGAGGAUCCGGAAACGGAGGAUCCGGAAACGGAGGAUCCGGAAACGGAGGAUCCGGAAACGGAGGAUCCGGAAACGGAGGAUCCGGAAACGGAGGAUCCGGUUCAGCUCAGUAUCAGUCCUGUGGCGAUCAAAAGGAGUGUGUUCCUCGCUGGUUGUGCGCCAAUAAUACGAUUAACACCAGUGGCGAUGGUAUCAUAGACAUUCGAAUUAAUACGGAAUCCGACUGCAAGAACUACUUGGAUCUGUGCUGUGAUGUGUCCAACAAGAGAGAAGAAUCGAUUAUCAAAUAUAAGCCUGAUCAUCCCGAAGGCUGCGGUUACCAGAAUCCCAACGGUGUUGGCUUUAAGAUCACUGGAGCUGUCAACCAGGAGGCCGAGUUCGGAGAAUUCCCCUGGAUGCUGGCCAUUCUCCGUGAAGAAGGCAACCUCAACCUGUACGAGUGUGGAGGAGCUUUGAUAGCUCCCAAUGUGGUUCUGACCGCGGCGCAUUGCGUUCACAACAAACAGCCCAGUAGCAUUGUUGUGAGAGCUGGCGAAUGGGAUACGCAAACGCAGACUGAGAUCAGACCGCACGAGGACCGAUAUGUCAAGGAAAUAAUCUACCAUGAGCAGUUCAGCAAGGGAUCACUCUUUAACGAUGUGGCUGUCAUGCUGUUGGAAAGUCCAUUCACCCUCCAGGAGAACAUCCAGACGGUUUGCCUGCCCAAUGUGGGUGAUAAAUUCGAUUUCGAUCGCUGCUAUGCCACCGGCUGGGGCAAGAACAAGUUCGGCAAGGAUGGGGAAUACCAGGUUAUCCUGAAGAAGGUCGACAUGCCCGUGGUGCCCGAGCAGCAGUGCGAGAAAAAUCUGCGCGAAACUCGCCUCGGCAGGCAUUUCAUUCUGCAUGACAGCUUCAUUUGCGCCGGCGGUGAGAAGGACAAGGACACCUGCAAGGGCGAUGGUGGUUCCCCGCUGGUGUGUCCAAUUGCUGGCCAGAAGAACCGCUUCAAGUCCGCCGGCAUCGUUGCCUGGGGCAUCGGAUGCGGCGAGGAGAACAUUCCCGGAGUUUACGCCAGCGUGGCCAAGCUACGUCCGUGGAUCGACGCCAAAUUGAAGAUUUGGAGUAUUGACCCCAGGCACUAUACACCCUAAGAGCAAAAUUGUUACUUGAAUUUUUGGGUUUAAAUUCAUACUUCAGAUUGCUCUCACUUAAUAUAUGCCCAAUAUGUUAAUACUCAAAAGUUAAAAAA